Messenger RNA from Arabis nemorensis, 253 nucleotides. The record is from the annotation of a GenBank genome assembly. NCBI's taxonomy places the organism in Eukaryota, Viridiplantae, Streptophyta, Magnoliopsida, Brassicales, Brassicaceae.
AUGGAGAUUCUUGUCAUUUUUAUUCUUCUCUUUUCCACGAUCAAAUCUGGAAUAGCGUAUCGAAACGAUGGCGUUUUCAAAGAGGUUAAGGUUGGAUUGGUUGUGAACUUGGGUUCUAUAGAAGGAAAGAUUUUCAAAACUUCAUUUUCUUUAGCGUUAUCGGAUUUCUAUCGUAUCAACAACGGAUAUGAAACCAGAGUCGCUCUUUCCUCUAGAGACUCCCAAGGAGAUCUUCUUAUUGCUCUUGAUGCUG